AUUCAUUGAAAAAUAUGUCAAGUUAUUUGUAUUUUGGAAUUAAAUAUGCACAGAAAAUUUAAGCACAAACAUCUGAAAGAAAAUUUGUAAGCAAUGAAACCGAUCGCUCGGUGGCUUGUAAGCAUUACAGCUGGCCUUUUAGCGGGGACACAAACCAUUCGCAUGGUGAAGGUGGCCAAUGAAGACAAUGAAUAUUAUUGUGCACAUUGCAUGUACUCGUCUGCAGUUCAAAGUGAAUCCGAAUCAACAGAUCUUCCCUAUAUUAUGGGCUCAGAACAGAUAAGCGCAGCUUUGCAGCAGAUUCUAAGUAGCGAUGAGCACAAUGUUGCAAUGCGUCCGAGGAUCAUAAAUAAUAUUCAGAAGGAUUGUGAGCUUGGUUCCGAGUCAUUGAAUCGUUUGCUGGAAGAGAUGAUGUCAAGCAGCACAUCUAACGAAAAUUCCGAACUAAUUCACUUUGAGCCAGCCGUACGACUUUAAUAUAUGUACAUUAUAUGCACCCACAAUGUUGUAAAUUAAUUAAAGUUACUCUCACUUCAA
Drosophila sulfurigaster albostrigata is the source of this 537-nucleotide messenger RNA. RefSeq lists its product as uncharacterized. The record is from RefSeq and is a predicted model, not a curated record. NCBI's taxonomy places the organism in Eukaryota, Metazoa, Arthropoda, Insecta, Diptera, Drosophilidae. The coding region runs from base 94 to 477 and encodes 127 amino acids. The transcript has a single exon.